Molecule: messenger RNA, 4159 nt
Organism: Podospora pseudopauciseta
Lineage: Eukaryota; Fungi; Ascomycota; Sordariomycetes; Sordariales; Podosporaceae
Gene: CEL6B
Product: 1,4-beta-D-glucan cellobiohydrolase cel6b
Exons: 2
Coding region: 2775-4034 (419 amino acids)
Biological process (GO): cellulose catabolic process
Molecular function (GO): hydrolase activity, hydrolyzing O-glycosyl compounds
Source: RefSeq, a predicted model, not a curated record
UACACGUGCUUCUUCUCCGAGCUUGCCACAAUCCCAAUCGUCAACCAUUUCCUCGAGUAGGAUUACCUCGGCAACGCGCCUGGGUCUAAGAGAUGCCCCAUCUUUUCGAUCUGCGGGUGCCUCGCGGUUAGCAUUUGCCAUGGUGCAGCGUAGAAGCACAGAAUAUCUCACCUUUGUCUUCAGAUAUCCUUCCACCUCGGGCGCCCUGAAGCCGCCCUUGCCCUUCCACGACAGAGGCACCAUGGCCACACGCUCCUUCACCACCACCUCCCUGUUUGGUCCCUCCACGGCGCGAAUCUUGUCUGGGUUGUUGGUCAAGAGACGCACUUCUUUCUGACUGAGGUCAAGCAGCAUGGCUGUUGCAAGGCCGUAGCUCCGCGCAUCAGCGGGAUGUCUCAAGAGCAGGUUUGCCUCGACUGUGUCCGACCCCAAAUCCUGCAGAUUGUAAGCCUUGAGCUUCUCACCCAGCCCGAUGCCGCGACCCUCCUGCCGCAGAUAGAUGAUGAUGCCUCCUGCUUUGUUUGAAGGCAGAGACAUGAGCCGCGCAGCCUCGUCGAGCUGCUCGCCACAGUCACAGCGCGCAGACCAAACGGUUUCGCCUGUGUAACACUCGCUGUGUAUCCUGACCAGAGGUGGUUGGCUCUUGUCAGCCUCUUCUGGUUCUUGUCUCUCUGUUGCCGAGCCAUCAGCCUUUUCCAGGCUUGUCGUUCUCCCUGGGUACAGUCUGCCCGUGUAGGCGCCCCGCACAAGGCGAUCCAUCUCGGUCUCGCCCUCGCGUACGGCAUCGAGUGACUUGCUGCGGAUCGUGUUUCCAAACACAAUGGCCAAAUGUUCCUUGUUGUCCACAUUGUUGGUGUAGAGGUGGAGAAACAUCUCGGCGCCUGUGGUGGUCGGGAUACGCGCGCGGACGAUGCAUUCUACCUGAGGGAGUUGCUCGAGGAGUCGUGGGUGUUUGGAUCCACAACCGCCGGAGGGAACCGAACUGUCGACUGGGACGCCGCGCGGUUCUGAGAGCAAUAGGCUGGACGGAGUAGCGGUCCCUGGGGUGGCGGGAGGUGUGAAGGCUGGCGACAGCAGCGAACUGGGCGGCGGCGCAUUUGAUGGUGUCCCUGCGCCAUCAUUGUCGUCGCCGUUGCUGUCAUUAUCAUUACUGCUGCUGUCUCCGUCCUUGGGCGUGGACGGUGAUGUGGCAGAAGUGCCGACUGCGGGGUCGGAAGAAAAGGAGAAGUCGGGGUGCGACACAUCGGCAUCACCUUGUGACGAGUGCUGGGCGUCUGUUGGGGGAGAGUAGAAGGAGGGCAACUGGCUGGUCGUCCUCUCGGCGUGGUGUUGCCAUUCGUCUGGCUGCUGGCCGGGCAUUGCGACGGGACUGGAAUGGGAUGGAGGGGCUGGCACGCGCGUGUGGCUGUCGGUGGCCGGUGACGGGUGGUGCAAGGCAACGCAAGGCAACGCAAGGCUAUCCGCAAUCACAGGCUCGGGCCGUCGGUUCCAGGGCACGUCUGGGUCGGUCUGUAGGUAGGGUAAAGAAGGGUGCAAGGGGGUCAAUGGCGCAAUGAAUGGAGAGAAUCAAUCAGUCAACGCAAGAUUCGAGCCUUUUUUGCUAGUUUCAAAAGAUGACAGCUUCAACCGGGCCGGCGGGCGAUUCCAAAGCGAUUCACGGCCAUCUGGGGAAGCAUUAGUCAUGUGCUGCCCGCAUCGCCUCGGUGCUUUGGAGUUCGGCAGGCGGCGAGACAACUUCCCCAUACUUUGCGGGGUUCGGCCCCACUCCUCUCCAUCUUCAAACUUGACAGUUGACUGCCAUUGGAUUUUUUGGCGACAGCGACAAUUCAUUGUUGUCUAUUGCGUAUCUGGAUAACCUGGAUAUGGUGAGCUUGCAGAAAGACCCCUUUCAAAAUACAAUAUCACCGAUUAUUAAACAUUGCAUUUGUACAGAUGGCAUAUUCAUCAUCAACUUACAACCGAGCAUCUCCGAUGGGUGAUUGCUUGAUAAGCUUUGUCUUAUCACGAUCCUGUUCAUCAUCUUCCAUCCAGUCACGCCAGUCAACUCAGGCCAACAGGAUGCAGGAACACAUCUUGGCUUCCCCGGCUAGGCCAACUGUUCUCCAAAAUUAGCAUGCUAAAGGCUGAUGCAGAACGCCCAUUUCGAUGCCAGCAUUCACACGCAGCGGAGGCCAACAUGUAUUCUUCCGAGAUGUCGUCAGUUCGGUUCAAGUGCGGCUCUUCAGUGCCCAGACAAGGCACUAUAUUGCACCAGGCACCACUAGGUAGCGCGUGGCAUGUCGAGCGCUUGAGAAAGGUCCAGGAGGUCCUCAUCAACCCUCUCGAGCAUCUCGUCCGGGCUGGGCUCCCGAUCCAAUAUAUCUGCGUGUCCUUGGAAAGAGGUUCCCUUGACCGCUGGGAAAUUGGUCAAUGCAGCUUGAGGUCUUGUCGCUACCGUGAGCCCACAUGGGCAACACCGUCUCCCAUCACGCAAUGUUUCUGUGUUUCCUCUUUGGGACGUGGAGGAAACGGAUCUUCGGGAGGGCAACCGGGAGCCGCACCCCAGGCCAAGACCUUAGCCUACCAGCGCGAUGUGUCGUUCCGAGUGGGCCAUCGCCCACUCUGUCCAUGGUGCCGGCACGACGUCUCCUUCGACGCCGGGAAACCCGUCGACAUCCUGGCCGUUGCAACUUGGCUAACGGAGGUGGGCUGUCAUGGCGAACCGAUUCGGAAGGGAAACCUGGGGGAGCGAGCCAGAUGAACUGGUAUAAGAGGCAUCCGACGACGACCUCAAGAUGGGGGAGUCUUUCUUGCUUCUUCAGCCAGCCUCUCCAGCUCUGUCUCCCACUCCAUCCAGCCUUCUUCUUGGACCUACCAUCACCAUGCGUGCCGACGUCUUGAUUGCCGCUCUGGCCACCGGCGCCCUCGUGGCUGCCGUCCCUACCUCCCCCAAGAAGCCCACCCCUCCCAAGGGCGACGUCUCCAACCCCUUCGUUGGCAAGACCCAGUUCGUCAACCCCGAGUGGUCCAACAAGCUCACUCAGACCUACAAGAGCUUCCUCAAGAAGGGCGAUGUCAAGAACGCUUUCCGCACCCUUCAGGCCCAGAAGGUCAGCACCUUCGUCUGGGUCUCCCGUCUCUCUGAGCUCUCCAGAAUCGACGAGGCCAUCGCCACCGCCCGCCGUGUCCAGAAGACGACCGGCAAGAAGCAGAUCGUCGGUCUCGUCCUUUACAACCUCCCCGACAGAGAUUGCUCCGCUGGCGAGUCCGCCGGUGAGCUCCUGAGCGGCGAGAACGGCUUUGAGCGCUACAAGGAGGAGUUUGUCAAGCCCUACGCCCAAAAGGUCGCCGCCGCCAAGGACCUCGAGUUCGCCAUUGUCCUCGAGCCCGAUUCGCUCGGAAACCUGGUCACCAACCUCAACAUCCCCCUCUGCGCCGGUGCCGUUGACACCUACCGUGAUGGCAUCGCCCAUGCCAUCACCCAGCUCCAGCAGGACCACGUCCACCUCUAUAUUGACGCCGCCCACGGUGGCUGGCUUGGGUGGAACGACAACCUUCCCCUCGCUGCCGAUGAGUUCGCCGAGGUCUUGAAGAGAGCCGACGAGGCUUCCGGCAAGAAGAACAAGAUUCGUGGUUUCGCCACCAACGUCUCCAACUACAAUCCCCUUCACGCCGUCGUCCGUGAGAACUACACCGAGUGGAGCAACAGCUGGGAUGAGAGCCACUAUGCCUCCAGCCUGGCCCCCCAUCUCGAGGAGCGCGGCCUUCCUGCUCACUUCAUUGUUGACCAGGGCCGUGUCGCCAACCCCGGUGCCCGCAAGGAGUGGGGUGAGUGGUGCAACGUUGCCCCCUCCGGAUUCGGACCCGCUCCCUCCACCAACACCAACAACACCGUCGUUGACGCCAUUGUCUGGAUCAAGCCCGGCGGUGAGUCUGAUGGCGAGUGUGGCUACUUCAACGCUCCCCGCGCCGGCCAUUGGCACGACGAGUUUGCCCAGCAGCUCGUCCAGAACGCCCAUCCUUCCGUUUAUGAGAAUUGGUGGAAGUUCUGGUAAAUACAAAAACUAUUUAUCAACGAGGUGGAUGGAGUAGGGUGUUUUAGAAUUCUUGUACAUAUUUAAUUAUUUGCCUUGUCUAUACAAACCAAGGUUAAUCACAAGACCUUUUGUCAAUUACUUCG